Arxiozyma heterogenica is the source of this 1194-nucleotide messenger RNA. It is a transcript of the gene OYE2, whose product is annotated as NADPH dehydrogenase. The transcript has a single exon. Bases 1 to 1194 code for a protein of 397 amino acids. Gene Ontology annotation, molecular function: NADPH dehydrogenase activity; FMN binding. Lineage: Eukaryota; Fungi; Ascomycota; Saccharomycetes; Saccharomycetales; Saccharomycetaceae. The record is from RefSeq and is a predicted model, not a curated record.
AUGUCCUUCGUCAAAGAUUUCACCCCAAUCGCCUUAAAGGAUACCAACUUAUUCAAGCCAAUCCAAAUCGGUGACGUUGAAUUGAAACACCGUGCCGUUAUGCCUCCAUUAACCAGAAUGAGGGCUCAUCACCCAGGUAACAUCCCAAACAAAGACUGGGCCGUUGAAUACUACGACCAAAGAUCUAAAUACCCAGGUACUUUGAUCAUCACCGAAGGUGCCUUUAUCUCCCCUCAGGCCGGUGGUUACGAUAACGCUCCAGGUAUCUGGUCCCAGGAACAAGUCGUGGAAUGGACUAAAAUCUUCAAGAAAAUUCACGAAAACAACUCCUACGUCUACGUCCAAUUGUGGAACUUGGGUAGACAAUCCUUCGCAGACACCUUGGCCAGAGACGGUCUACGUUACGAUUCCGCCUCCGAUAACGUCUACAUGAGCGAGGAACAAAAGGAAAGAGCCUUGAAAGCUAACAAUCCACAACACGGUAUCACCAGGGAAGAAAUCAAACAAUACAUCAAGGAAUACGUCCAAGCCGCUAAGAACUCUAUUGCUGCCGGUGCCGAUGGUGUUGAAAUCCACUCCGCCAACGGUUACCUAUUAAACCAAUUCCUAGACCCAAUCUCCAACAAAAGAACUGACGAAUACGGUGGCUCCAUCGAAAACAGAUCUCGUUUCGUGUUGGAAGUCGUCGACGCUGUCGUCGAAGCUAUCGGCCACAAGAAAGUCGGUAUCAGAUUCUCUCCAUAUGGUGUCUUCGGUACUAUGUCCGGUGGUGCUGAGCCAUUGAUUGUCGCCCAAUAUGCACACGUUAUUGGUGAAUUGGAAAAGAGAGCUAGACAAGGUAAGAGAUUGGCCUUUGUCCAUUUAGUCGAACCACGUGUCACCGACCCAUUCUUAGUCGAAGGUGAAGGUGAAUACGACCAAGGUACCAACGACUUCGUUUACUCCAUCUGGAAGGGUCCAAUUAUCAGAGCCGGUAACUUGGCUCUACACCCAGAAGUCGUUAAGGAAAUGGUUAAGGAUGACAGAACUUUGAUUGGUUAUGGUAGAUUCUGGAUCUCCAACCCAGAUAUCGUUGAAAGAUUAGAAAAGGGUUUACCAUUAAACAAAUAUGACAGAGAUACCUUCUACGCUAUGACUGAUAAGGGUUACUUAGACUACCCAACCUAUGACGAAGCUGUUAAAUUAGGUUAUUGA